AUGUCCUUGCCGCUAGCUCCCCGCGCCGCUUUUCGCGCUUUGCGCCCUCCGAGCCAUGUCUGCGGCGCGUGCCGGCGCGGAUUGACCACUUCGACGCGCCUCCGCUCUGGCCACAGCAAAUGGGCAACCAUCAAACACGACAAGGCAAAAAACGACGCCGCCAAGAACAGGCAGCGCUCGGUUUUCUCCCACGAAAUCAUCCUGGCUACCAAGCUGGGCGGCCCCGAUCCAAGCUUGAACCCUCGCCUUGCUCUCGCUGUCGAACGCGCGAAAAAGGCGUCGUUCCCCAAGCAAGGAAUCGACAAUGCGAUCAAGCGCGGCCAGGGCAUCUCCUCGACCGGCGCCGCCCUCGAAAUCGUCACCGUCGAAGCCAUUUUCCCGCCGUCGGUAGCCAUGGUCAUUGAAAUCGAGACCGAAAGCAAGCUCCGCUCCCUCGCAGACACGCGCAUGUGGAUCAAGAAAAACGGCGGCAACGCCACCACUGUAGCAUACAUGUUCGAGAAGAAGGGCAUGGUGGUGUUUGAGGGCAAGGAAGGCUGGGGUCCCGACGAGGUGCUCGAGCCGGCAUUGGAGGCCGGCGCGCUGGACGUCGAGGACGCCGAGCAGGGCGCCGUUAUUGUGUACACGGACCCGGCUGACACCAAGAAGGCUGCGGAAAGCAUCGCGUCUGCGACUGGACUGGACAUUGCCUCGAUGGACAUUGUAUGGGUACCCAAUGAAGACACAAAGGUGCCGCUGGAUGGCCGCGACAGCACCGAGAAGAUCUCCAGGUUCUUUGACGAUCUGAAGGAAGUGUCGGGUGUGCAAGCAGUGUACUGGAAUGCGACCCAGGGCAGUGUGGAGGACAGCGCCUGGGAGCAACUGCUCGCCAAGAUCGACGACUUCGAAUAG
Molecule: messenger RNA, 891 nt
Organism: Diplodia corticola
Lineage: Eukaryota; Fungi; Ascomycota; Dothideomycetes; Botryosphaeriales; Botryosphaeriaceae
Exons: 2
Coding region: 1-891 (296 amino acids)
Cellular component (GO): mitochondrion
Source: RefSeq, a predicted model, not a curated record